Macrosteles quadrilineatus (aster leafhopper) is the source of this 2647-nucleotide messenger RNA. Its product is annotated as sex peptide receptor-like. The record is from RefSeq and is a predicted model, not a curated record. Bases 330 to 1544 code for a protein of 404 amino acids. Gene Ontology annotation, cellular component: membrane. Gene Ontology annotation, molecular function: G protein-coupled peptide receptor activity. The transcript is spliced from 13 exons. Lineage: Eukaryota; Metazoa; Arthropoda; Insecta; Hemiptera; Cicadellidae. Gene Ontology annotation, biological process: G protein-coupled receptor signaling pathway.
CGAGGGACUAGUGCAGUGCGGUGUUGUGUGACUCUUCUAACAUUGUCCGUCUCGCUCACACAGGUAGAAGAUUAAAAUGGCAUUUCGUAAAGACUGGCACUUUUCUGGCACACAUCACUGAAGCCGAGGCAGACAAAUUACUGACAAGGAAUGAACGUGUGACCAUUUACAGUGACAAAUAUAUGAACACAAGAAAGACCUCAUAUGAAAUUAGAAAAAUGGAUGCUUGUCGUCAGUUUCUUUAAUAGAUUGAAAAAUACAACUAUUACAACAUAAUGAUGGCGCAUAAAUGAUAAGAAAAAUCAAUUAAACUAACACAGGGCGUAGUCAUGGAGGGUUUGGAUGUGGUGGAGUUUCUCUCACUGACCACGGAAGCAGCUGUCAACCUCAACUUCUCUCUGGAAGACUGGAACCUCACCUCGACCACUGCGUCCUCUAACAGAACCCUGCAUUACAUAAACGUUACGUCUGAGCUCCCUAUAGAAUAUGCUCAGCCCAUGUAUGGCUAUGUGAUGCCGUUUCUGCUGCUGAUCACCAUUGUCGCCAACACGCUGAUAGUAGUAGUGCUGAGUAAGAGGCACAUGCGCACCCCCACCAACGCCGUGCUGAUGGCGAUGGCUCUGUCGGACAUGUUCACCCUACUCUUCCCCGCCCCAUGGCUCUUCUACAUGUACACGUUUGGUAACCACUACAAACCCCUCACCCCUGUUGGUGCCUGCUACGCCUGGGCGUUCAUGAACGAAGUCAUUCCGGCAUUGUUUCACACUGCUUCCAUCUGGCUUACGUUGGCCCUUGCUGUACAAAGGUACAUCUACGUGUGCCAUGCUCCCGUAGCCAGGACGUGGUGCACGAUGCCUCGAGUUCUCAAAUGUGUCGCUUGGAUCGCUGUGCUGGCAACUCUACAUCAAUUCCCCCGGUUCAUUGACAGGGUGUAUGAACCCCUCACCAUCUCUUGGAGAGGCCAGGAUGCUGUGACAGUUUGUAGGGAGCGUUUCGCCUACUGGGUGGAACACUGGCUGUCCCUGGACGUCUACUUCACCGUAUACUUCGGGUUCCGGGUGAUCUUCGUACACAUGGUCCCCUGCAUCUGUCUGGUGGUGCUGAACGUGCUGUUGUUCCGAGCGCUGCGAGACGCCCAGCUCAAGCGGGACAAGUUGCUCAAGGAGAACCGUAAGAGCGAAUGUAAGCGUCUGCGAGACUCCAACUGUACCACUCUCAUGCUCAUCGUCGUAGUCACUGUCUUCUUGUGCACCGAGAUACCGUUGGCUGUUGUCACGGUGCUUCACGUGAUAUCCAGCAGCAUCAAGGAGUUCUUGGACUACCACCUGGCUAAUGUCCUGGUCCUGUUUACCAACUUCUUCAUCAUCGUCAGUUACCCGAUCAACUUCGCCAUCUACUGCGGCAUGAGCCGUCAGUUCCGAGAGACGUUCAAGGAGUUGUUCAUUCGAGGAGCUGUUCAGGUGACACGACGCAACGGUGGUGGCAGUUCCAGGUAUUCCCUAGUCAACGGUCCCCGUACGUGUACCAACGAGACUGUUUUGUAGUUAGGCAACCGCCAUGGCGCCCGCCCAGGCAGCAGUAGUGAGAAAAGCUCCAGCACUGUGUAACCGUUACAUAUCGAGGUGCAACUGUGACUUUGUGAGAUAUUAGUGACAAUAUGGAAAUUCCCCGUGAAGUGAUAUUAGUGAAAACUCUUAAUGAAGCAUUUUAUUAUUUUUUAUACUUGUCUCUUAAAACGUGUUUAGUGUUAUAGUUUGUUUUGGAACGUGUUUAAUAAUUUUGGAAUUGUUAAGUGUUUAUGACAAUAUUUCUUAAACAUAGUAUAUCCAAGGAUACUGUAGUAUGUUUCUUCCAAGAUUCAACCAAUAACAUUUGUGUAUUUCAUUACCAGAAAAUAGUCCAGUUUUAUUUGUUUCUAGUUUUAUAACCAUGUAGUUUUGGUUUAGUAAAAUUUAUUAACAUCUUUAAACGUAAUUAUAUGAAUUUAAUUAUACUGUUAAACUUAUUGUCUUACAACUUGGUUUGACUUAUGCAUUUAAUGUCACUUUGAUAAUAUUAUUCUGUAGUUUGUAAAGUUUCAAGCUUUAUUUGCUUCAACUGAUGGAACAAAGGUUACUAGAACACAAAUAUCUCCUACUUUCCCAAAUAAAUAUACCUAGUGCUUGAACACUUAAUUUCGGUGUAAAUAUUGACUUUUGUACAUAGGAGCGGUACUCUUAGGUAUUGAAAGACUGUUAAAUUUCAAAUACCUCAGCUAAUAUGUAACGAAAUGAUAUUAAAAGACAAACUACUAGAUGUAAUGUGUCUGUUCUACUUGGUUGCUCUUGUUUAGCGUCACCUAACCUUCAACCCACCAUGCUUGGUCCCAGUGAUGGGUUGGGUGGGUUGUAUCUGAGCCCCGUAGACAACCCCCCCUCGCCAUCGCAACCCCCCCCCCACCAAACCAUCGCACCCUCCAACCUUCCAAAGCACCAUUCCUCAACCAAUCGCACCAUAUCCUCGUCCUUCAACGCUCUGUAUAGUCAUGCUCGCUACGCUUCUGAUGUUUAUAUUUUAAUAUGAGUGUUUAUAUUGUUGGAAAUGUAAUAAGUCUAGGCGUUUGUUGUAAAUUGUUCUAUCGUAACGUUAUUUUAGCCAUUACUCUUUA